Molecule: messenger RNA, 3123 nt
Organism: Spinacia oleracea (spinach)
Lineage: Eukaryota; Viridiplantae; Streptophyta; Magnoliopsida; Caryophyllales; Amaranthaceae
Exons: 2
Coding region: 377-2560 (727 amino acids)
Molecular function (GO): RNA binding
Source: RefSeq, a predicted model, not a curated record
CGCAUGACUCGUUGGAUCAGAAAUUUCACCUCCACUCUCUCUCUAGAAAAUCCCUUUUAUUUUUAUUCCUUUUUCUCUUAUUUUCUUUUCGAAUCGCAAUUCACACACAACCUUCCAGAUUAGGGUUUCCGACCUUUCUCUCUCUUCGUCCCCCCUCCAAUCCAACACUCGUCGUCUGCAAUUUCCCCCUUUCUGGUAAGUUCAAUCCCUUAAAUUUCAAUUAUUUUGUUUAUCCAUUGUAUAAAGGUUCAAUUUGUUUGAAAUUGCGUGAAACAUGCGCUGUUCUUUACCCUAAUUCUCCUUAGUUUACCAUUAAGAAGCUCAAAAUCACUUUUUGAACCCUAAUUUUAACAAUUUGAGAGGUUUGGAGGGAGAGAUGGAUGAUGCUGAAGGGGUUGGAGGAAGGGAUCAGGUGGAGCAGUUCCACCGUAAUGAAGCGAUAUCAGCGGUUACUGAUGAUGGUUUUGGCGAGGAAGAUGAUGAUUAUGAGGAUCUUUAUAAUGAUGUUAAUGUAGGAGAAGGGUUCUUGCUAUCGAUGAGGAAAAAUGAGGAAGUAGGGUUUAGGAACGAGGAAGAAUCUAAUAGGACUGAACCCCCUCAGUCUCAGCACCCCCCACCCUCCUUUAUGCCGGAGAAUGCCGGCUUGUCGAUACCAGGUGUUGGUCGGGGAGAAGGCGAGAGGAAGUUUGAGGGAGAUGUGGGUAGAGUAGAUGGGUUUCAGAAUCAGGGUUUAAGAGGGAAUGAUAUGGAUGUGAAGGGGCCUGUCCAGCCUAAUGGUGGAAUGGGUUCUGGGCAAGGGGCUGGGAUAUCAGGUGCAGAACGUGGUUAUGGAGGUGGACUGAGGGUUGAGUUAGGGCCACAGUCGAGUAAAGUAGGUGGUGUAGAAGAGCAAACGGCUAAUAGUAUGCCACCUCAAGGGAUUAGUCAACCUCAGCAACCUCAGCAACCUCAUGGGAUGAGUGUAGGAAAUGUUGGGAAUGAGGGAAUGGUUAGACAGGGUGGUGGAGGUGGGGUUGUGAACGGGACUGCUGGGAAUAUGGGGGGAACAGGAAGUUCUGCUGUGCAAGCUACGCCGAUGAGUACUGGUACUGGUAUGGGUGGUGGUGGAGGAGGAGGAGGUGGGAAUGUCCUUUUUGUUGGGGAUUUGCAUUGGUGGACAACUGAUGCAGAACUUGAAACGGAGCUUGUGAGGUAUGGGGAUGUUAAAGAGGUUAAGUUCUUUGAUGAAAAAGCUAGUGGGAAAUCAAAAGGGUAUUGCCAGGCUGAGUUUUAUGACUCUGCUGCUGCCUUAAAUUGUAAGGAGGGGAUGAAUGGACAUGUUUUCAAUGGCCGGCCAUGUGUUGUUGCGUUUGCUUCUCCUUUUACUGUUAAGAGGAUGGGUGAAGCUCAGGUUAACAGACAUCAACAGAUGACGCCACAGACACUUACGCAACCUAGGAGGGGCGCUACUGAAGCAGGCAAUAAGCCUACUGGGAACAACAUUGCAACUGGUGGCAAUUACCAAGGUGGGGAUCAAAAUAGGAAUUUUAUGAGAGGCGGUUGGGGGAGAGGCAAUCCUCAAGGCAUGGGCGGUAGGGGUCCAGUGGGACCUAUGAGGAACAGGCCUGCUGGUGGAAUGACUGGAAGAGGUAUCAUGGGGAAUGGUGGCAAUGGGUUUGGUCAAGGUAUGGGGCCAACUCCUCCUAUGAUGCAUCCUCAAGCGAUGAUGGGUCAGGGUUUCGAUCCUGGUUUUGGAGGGCCUAUGGGAAGAAUGGGCAACUACGGGGGCUUCCCUGGUGCACCUCAACCUCCAUUUCAAGGAUUAAUGUCUUCUUUUCCCCCUGUGGGUAAUGUUGGCUUGCCUGGGGUAGCUCCUCAUGUGAAUCCUGCGUUCUUUGGAAGAGGUAUGCCCAUGAAUGGGAUGGGUAUGAUGCCUAAUGCCGGUGUUGAUGGUCCUAAUAUGGGUAUGUGGCCAGAUCCCAAUAUGAAUGCAUGGGCUGGUGAAGAACAUGCCGGGAGAGCUGCAGAGUCCAGCUAUGGGGAGGAAGCUGUCUCUGAUCACCAAUAUGGAGAGGCAGGCCAUGACCGGAGUGCUUGGCAGAAUCCUGUUAAGGACAAGGAUAGAGUUCCUGAAAGAGACUUUUCAGGGUCUUCAGAUAGAAAGUUCAGGGAUGAUAGGGAGCCUGGGUAUGAAAGGGAUAUACCUAGAGAUAUACCUAGGGAAAAAGAGGUGGUUCAAGAUCAUGACUGGCCAGAUAGAAGACACCGUGAUGAUAGAGAUACUCGUGACCGUGAGAGGGACCGCGACCGUGAACACUCUCGUGACCGUGUUCGCGAGCGUUCUCGUGAUCGUGAAAGGGAAAGGGACAGGGACAGGGACAGGGACAGGGACCGUUACCGAGAAGACAGAGAUAGAUAUGCUGAUCACCAUAGGUACAGGGACCGUGAAGCAGACUACGAGGAGGAAUGGGAGAGGCGACCAUCAAGGACUCACAGUAAAUCCCGUGUUUCUCAAGAAGAAGAGCGUCCAAGAUCUAGAGAUGCUGACUAUGGGAAGAGGCGGAGGAUAACUUCUGAGUAGCUGAUAGUUACUACUAUGUCUGCUUUUGAACUCUGAUGACUGGUGGUUCACCUUGCUGAUUAGCUUCUUCCUUUGCUACCUUUGUUGGAUCACAAGUUAUGAUUCAUUUCUUAAGUCACUCGUGUACCUUUUGUUUCUGGGAUGUGCUCUUCUGCUCGUAUGUUGGAGCCUUGAAUCAGAGACUGAAGCUAUAAUGGGGGGGCUUCCUGGAGAUGAACAUACCUUGAGGUUUCCAAGUUGAAGUCGUAUGAAUGGUGUCGUCCUGUUCCUGCAAACAUCACCGGCAAACCUUUUAGAUGUUAGUUAAUCUUUUCAGUUUUUACGUUAUAGUUGGAAAAUUUCCAUGAAACCAAGUGUUGUGGUUGAUGACGCGUAUGGCUUGAGAACCUUAAGAAGUCUCAGUGUGGUGGCUUAUUCUAGAAAUUAAUUGCUAAUAUUUUGGAUGCUAUGUAAUACAGAGUAGGAUUUAGCUGCCAAAGGUUGUUUCUUAUGUGCUUUAUUUGUUGUUGGAUUUUGUUGUAUAAUUCUCUUAGCCUCCUCUUCUUUGUUGUAUUCUUUCUUUA